Molecule: messenger RNA, 696 nt
Organism: Didymella exigua CBS 183.55
Lineage: Eukaryota; Fungi; Ascomycota; Dothideomycetes; Pleosporales; Didymellaceae
Exons: 1
Coding region: 1-696 (231 amino acids)
Molecular function (GO): acyltransferase activity, transferring groups other than amino-acyl groups
Source: RefSeq, a predicted model, not a curated record
AUGCUUGAUCCAAACUUCCACAUUACGACUCGACGCCUCCAUCUGUCCUACCUAGAUCCUGCCAAUGACGCCAACAUGUCCUUUGUUGUGCGACUGAACAGCAGCCCCGAGAGUGUUGCUGUUAAAGCCCAAGCAGGUGUGAAAAAUUUCCACCAUCCGCAGACCAUUCCAGAAGCCCGCGCAGCCUACACAUCCACUGCUGAGCGCUUGGAGAGAACAGGAAGCGGGCGCUACAUCAUCUCGCUGCGAAAAUCAGACGUCGAAUUCAACGAAGAAACUGGCGAGAGAGAGUAUGCGGGCAUCGUAUCCAUGCAGCUCAAACGCUACCCGGACCUUGACUGCCCAACGAUCCCAGACAUUGGUUUUUCGCUCAUGGCGGCCUACCACGGCAAAGGGUAUGCGACUGAAGCGUGUGAGGCGCUGAUGAAGUACUUCAAGGAGGAGAAGGGCCACAAAAGGUUUGCCGGGUUUACGCAUCCAGACAACGUCAACAGCCAGAAGUUGUUCAACAGACUGGGCUUUGAGAGUCGAGGAACGAUGGAACUUGCAGGCAUCUUAGGUGAUGGCUCGGCCUUUACUGUGGCGGUCUGGACGAAAAAUGUGAGUCUAGAUACGAAGCUGAGCGAUCUUGGCAUUGGGCCAAGGCUGGCUGAAGAGUCGGUAGUGGGCCACUUGAAGGAGUCGGUAGGCGUGUAG